AGGAGAAUUUGGCGUUAGACUCGAUUCGUAAGGUCUUUAAAGUUAGUUUUCGCAGCGCGCGAAAGGCGCUCGUUUUCCCCGCCAGCUUGAGUGAGAGAAGUGCGGUUCAUAGGUUGAGUAACGUUAACGGAUAAUAAUUUUGCUCUCUGUCUUAUAACGCAUCGCUAUGGGAAUUCACGGGCUUGCUAAGUUAAUAGCUGAUCAGGCGCCAUCAGCCAUCAAGGAGCAAGACAUUAAGAAUUAUUUCGGACGCAAGAUUGCCGUUGACGCAUCUAUGUGUAUUUACCAGUUCCUGAUUGCUGUCAGACAAGAUGGCAAUGUUCUACAGAAUGAAGAUGGAGAGACAACAAGCCACCUCAUGGGCAUGUUCUAUAGGACCAUCCGAAUGUUGGACAGUGGCAUAAAGCCUGUAUAUGUGUUUGAUGGGAAGCCCCCUCAACUCAAAUCUGGAGAGUUAGAGAAGAGAGGUGAGAGAAGAGCAGAAGCUGAAAAGCUGCUAGCUCAGGCACAGGAAACAGGUGAACAGGAGAACAUUGAUAAGUUUAGCAAACGUCUUGUGAAAGUCACCAAGCAACACAACGAUGAGUGCAAAAAGCUUCUCAAAUUAAUGGGAGUGCCCUAUAUUGAGGCUCCAUGUGAGGCAGAGGCCAGCUGUGCCGCCCUGGUAAAGGCAGGAAAAGUGUUUGCUACAGCAACUGAAGAUAUGGAUGGCUUAACUUUUGGAACAAGUGUCCUAUUGAGACACUUAACAGCUAGCGAGGCAAAAAAACUUCCCAUCCAGGAAUUUCAUUUUAGCCGCAUUCUACAGGAGAUGAACCUGACACAUCAACAAUUCAUAGACUUGUGUGUCCUACUGGGAUGUGACUACUGUGGCACCAUCAAAGGAAUUGGACCCAAGAGAGCUAUCGAUCUCAUCAGACAACAUGGCUCUAUCGAAGAGAUCCUGGAGAACAUUGACCAAUCUAAACACCCCGCCCCAGAGGACUGGCUGUAUAAGGAGGCACGAGGGCUGUUCUUGGAGCCUGAAGUGGUGGACUGCUCCAAUGUGGAACUCAAGUGGUCUGAGCCUGAUGAGGAUGGAUUGAUCCAGUUUAUGUGUGCUGAGAAACAGUUCAAUGAGGAUCGAAUCCGUAAUGGCUGUAAGAAGAUAAUGAAAAGCAGACAGGGAAGCACUCAGGGGAGGCUGGAUACAUUCUUUACUGUGACGGGAUCUCUCUCUUCGAAACGGAAGGAGCCAGAAGUGAAGGGAUCAGCCAAGAAGAAGCAGAAGACAAGUUCAACACCAGGCAAAUUCAAGAAGAGCAAAUGAAAAAACAAUGUAAAAGGUUGUUGGGACAUAAAUAGUAGCUGUAGGACUUGCUAUCAUAAAUAUUCCUUGUGAUGCUCCUUGCAGCUUAUUCAUAUUGAACAAUUGUGGGUGGGAACAGCACAAUGCUCCAAACAUAUUUUAAUAAACUUGGAAGUCUUUUUUUUGUUUUUGUUUGUCUCAAAAUAAAAAGAUUUUUCAUCA
Messenger RNA from Pygocentrus nattereri (red-bellied piranha), 1510 nucleotides. RefSeq names its product flap structure-specific endonuclease 1 (gene fen1). Gene Ontology annotation, cellular component: nucleus. Bases 167 to 1309 code for a protein of 380 amino acids. Gene Ontology annotation, molecular function: 5'-flap endonuclease activity; DNA binding; magnesium ion binding. NCBI's taxonomy places the organism in Eukaryota, Metazoa, Chordata, Actinopteri, Characiformes, Serrasalmidae. The record is from RefSeq and is a predicted model, not a curated record. The transcript has 12 exons.